Molecule: messenger RNA, 365 nt
Organism: Microtus ochrogaster (prairie vole)
Lineage: Eukaryota; Metazoa; Chordata; Mammalia; Rodentia; Cricetidae
Gene: Nedd8
Product: NEDD8
Exons: 2
Molecular function (GO): protein binding
Source: RefSeq, a predicted model, not a curated record
ACGCUGACUGGAAAGGAGAUUGAGAUCGACAUUGAACCCACAGACAAGGUGGAGCGAAUCAAGGAACGUGUGGAAGAGAAAGAGGGCAUCCCCCCACAACAGCAGAGGCUCAUCUACAGUGGCAAACAAAUGUAAGUCUGGGUGCAGUGGGGUGUAGCAGCCCUGUGUGAAGACAGGUGGCAAGGCUAGAGGUGCAGAGGCCUGCCACUACUUCAGUGCGUCCCUGCUUUUAGCUCUUUGACAGUUUGGUGGAGCCUAUGGAAUCUUCCCAGAAUAAGAGAAGUCAUAGAAUAGCAUAUAUUGAAUUAUAAACUAAUGUUGAAACAGUUAUCAAACUACUAAAGCAAAUUUGUAGAGUAGUAAUA